This is a messenger RNA of Stegastes partitus (bicolor damselfish), 7900 nucleotides long. RefSeq names its product NBAS subunit of NRZ tethering complex (gene nbas). The record is from RefSeq and is a predicted model, not a curated record. The transcript is spliced from 47 exons. Gene Ontology annotation, cellular component: Dsl1/NZR complex. NCBI's taxonomy places the organism in Eukaryota, Metazoa, Chordata, Actinopteri, Pomacentridae. Gene Ontology annotation, molecular function: SNARE binding. The coding region runs from base 1 to 6351 and encodes 2116 amino acids. Gene Ontology annotation, biological process: retrograde vesicle-mediated transport, Golgi to endoplasmic reticulum.
AUGGCGGAAGAAAGUCUGAUGGAAGGCGAAGAUGAAAAUAUUUUAUAUGAUUUAUUGGUUAUCACUGAAUGGCCGCCGGAGACGGACACGCAGCUGCGAGGCAACAAGGAGCACAACAGCUCUGUGAUCGCCAAAGCAGUGACAGGGCCGUUCCGGUUGAUCCUUCACUAUUUGUGGUACAGCCCGUCCAGCUCGUCGCUGCCCUUCGGUCUCGUCCGUCUGGCGAACAAACAGAUCAACUGGCAGCUGGUGCUCGCAAGUAACGGGAAGCUGCUGGCGGUGGUUCAGGACCAGUGUGUGGAAAUCAGGUCCGUGAGGGAUGACUUUGGAUCGGUCAUCGGGAAAUGUCAGGUUCCGAAGGAUCCGAACCCCCAGUGGCGCCGGGUGGCCUGGAGCUACGACUGCACCCUGCUGGCCUACGCCGACAGCACCGGCACCGUCCGGCUGUUCGACCUGAUGGGCAGCGAACUCUUCGUCAUCCCGCCGGCGGUGAGUUUUCCGGGGGAUUUCAGCUGCGCGGUGGCCGGCCUCAUCUUCCUGGAGUACACGGCGAGCGCUCAGUGGUCAGCCGAGCUCCUCGUUAUCACGCACGGAGGCGGACUCAAGAGCUACUUAGUCAGCGUGGGAACCAACCAGAACUUCCAGGAGAACCACGCCUUCAGCUUCAGCGCCCACCACUCCGGCGGCAUCACGUCGGCCAUCUACCACCCCGGCCACCGCCUGCUGCUGGUGGGGGGCUGCGAGUCGGGCGACGAUGGAACAUCCAAGGCCUCCUGCUGCGGCAUCACGGCCUGGAGGACGCUGUCUGGUUCCCCACACUACAAACAGGUCACCAGCUACGAGGACGACGUCGGCACGAGUCAGAAGAGAGGCUUCUUCAGGAUGCCCAGCUUCAGGCUGUUUUCCAGACAAGGAGAUGAGAAGGACGGGGUUUUUAGGAUGAGUCUGAGUCCUGACGGCGCCCUGCUGGCUGUGAUUCACUUCUCUGGACGCCUGAGCCUCUGGGACGUCCCCUCCCUGAAGCAGAGGGCGGCCUGGAGCCAAGACCAGCAGCCAGGAUUUGAGGAGAUCAACCCGGAGUGGAAGACGUCGCUGGAGAGGAGGAAGAAAAUAAAAGACAAGGAGCAGUACUUCCCCCUGGUGGACGUGAGCUGGUGGAGCGACAACGUCCUGAUCCUGGCCCGCUGCUCCGGUUCCGUCACCGUCUCGUCGGUCCGGACGCUGAGGAACCUGCUGGGGAAGUCCUGCGAGUGGUUCGAGCCGUCGCCUCGGCUCACCGCCGCCCACGACGGCGGCUUCCUCAGCCUCGAGUGCGAGGUGAAGCUGGCCCAGAAGCGAGGCCGCCUGGAGAGCAGCCUGAGCGGCGGCGAGGACGAGGACGGCGACGAUGGCGGCGACUCGGACUCGGACGAGGAGUCGUCGGCGAAGGCGCGCUACUUCGGCUACAUCAAACAGGGCCUGUACUACGUGACGGAGAUGGAGCGCUUCGCCCCGCCGCGGAAACGCCCGCGGACCGUCACCAAGAACUACCGGCUGGUGAGCCUGAGGUCGACCACGCCGGAGGAGCUCUACCAGAGGAAGAUCGAUAACGAGGAGUACGGCGAGGCGCUGUCGCUGGCUCAGGCCUACAACCUGGACUCUGACCUGGUCUACCAGAGGCAGUGGAGGAAGAGCACCGUCAGCAUCGCCUCCAUUCAGGACUACCUGAGCAAGAUCCGCAAGCGCUCGUGGGUUCUGCACGAGUGCGUGGAGCGAGUCCCGGAGAACGUGGACGCUGCCAAAGAGCUGCUGCAGUACGGCCUGAAGGGAACCGACCUGGAGGCGCUGAUCGCCAUCGGGAACAGGGAGGACGGAGGCAGGUUGACUCUGGAGCAGAAGGAGUUGUGUCGGAGUCGACUGAAGCUGCUGUCCUACCUGGACCGGCUGGCCACCUACGAGGAGAUACUCGGCGGUCCUCACGCGGCGGAGCAGAAGUACGACGCCGAGUUCUUCAAGAAGUUCCGGAGUCAAAAUAUUGUUCUGUCAGCAAGAAACUACGCCAGGGAGAGCAACGUUCAGGCUCUGGACAUUCUGUUCACGUACCACGGAGCAGAACUCCUCCAGCACCGGCUCGCCAUCCUUUACAACUUCCCAGAAACCACCUCUCCACACGAGUACACCGUGCUGCUGCCUGAAGCCUGCCUGGACGAGCGAGGGGAGCUGGCGCUGAUUCCGUGGGACGAGCAGAGGCACCGAGAGCUGGACUGGUGUGAAGCCGACGACUGCAGAGCCGUGCUGGAGCAGAACCUGUUCGACGACGACAGCUUUCUGUACGAAGACGCUCCGGAGCUGCUGAGGUUCAGAACGGCUUCGCCCUGCAUCGAGCUGCUGACCGACUGGUACCAGAGCCGAGCCCAGGACAUCGACUCCUGCUCCAGACAGUCCAGCCCCGAGCGCUACGUGAAGGACUGUUUCCAGUGGAUGGUUCCCUUCCUGCACCGCUGCGAGCGACAGAAAGAGGGCGCCGCCGAGUCUCUGCUGGGAGAGUACCUGGUGGGCCUGGCCCGGAGAGACCUGACGCUGCCCCUCAUCAUCUUCCAGCACUCCAAACCUGACUGCCAGCAGAAGAUCAUCGGAGACCCCGACCAGCUGAUGUCCGUCGCUCUGGACUCCAUCUACAACUGCGAGAGAGACGACCAGCUCAGCCUCUGCUACGACGUCCUGGAGUGUCUGCCGCAGAGAGGAUACGGACGAGAGACGGACGUCACUGCUUCCCUCCACGAUCAGGUGGACAAGCUGGAGAAACACCUCAGCGUGGCAGAAGUUCUGGAGAAGCACGGCCUGCAGAAGCCCAUCUCCUACGUGAGGAACAGCCAGAACAGCGAAGAAGAGGCUCAUCAGCUGAUGGUCAAACUGUGCCGACACACCGGACGCAAUAAACCCCAGAAGUACCGUAAUGAGCCUGUAAACAUGCAGCUUGUUUCUCUUCAGGUGAGUCAGGACGUCCCCGUCAGCUUGUCUUUCCGAGGUAAAGGCUACGCCCUGAAGGUUUCCUACGACAGCAGCGUGGAUCUGGUUCUGGCUGCUGCCAGAGAGUACUUCAACUCGUCCACGGCGCUCACGGACCCCUGCAUGGACCUGGCCAGGGCGUGUCUCCAGCUGAUCUCCGACUGUCCUCCGAGCGUCCAGGAGGAGCUGGACCUGAUCAGCGCCCUCAGUCAGCUGGAGGACUUCAGCGUCAACAUCCUGCCGCUGCAAGUUCGUCUUCGGUCCAACCGACUGUCUCUGAUAGAAGAAUGCAUCUCCAGCUGCAGCUCGGCCUACAGACAGUCCACCACGCUGCUGAGCCUGGCGGCGCUGCUCCGAGUGGCAGGAGACGACGAGGCGGCGAGGAAAGGCCAGGUCCUGACGCUGCUGGCCGAGCAGGCUCUGCAGAACCUGGACUUCAAGGCCUCGUACAUCCACUGCCAGGACGUCAUGGCUGCAGGCUACGGUCCGGCCUGGGACGUCUGCAGUCUGCUGGGUCAGUGUGAGGGCUACGGAGACCUGGAGGCCCGGCAGGAGCUGCUGGCCUUUUCUCUGACUCACUGUCCUCCAGACAGCAUCCACGGUCUGCUGGCCGCCUCCAGCGACCUGCAGACUCAGGUUCUGUACCAGGCCGUUAACUACCAAAUGGAGCCGGUCAUCGCCGACGCCGGACCCGAUGAGACGGACUCGGCGAAGGUCUGUGUCCUCCUCCUCGUUGCUCGCGGCGGCGGAGAGGCCGACCGGGAGGCAGCGAACGAGAACCUGGAGCUCCAAGGCUGCAGCCCCUUUUACGAGGAGCUCAUGGAGGACCCCUACGUGGACUUGACUCAGGAUGUUUACUCGUCCUUCAGAGAAGUUCCUCAGGAAAACUUUGCCGAGGUUUUGCUCCGGACGGGGAAACUGGCCGAGGCCAAGACUGAAGGAGAGACUCUGUUUCCUGCUACCGAGGUGCUGCUGCAGCUGGCCAACGACGCCUUUCCCAGGGACAUGAUGCUGGCUCUGUCCUACUUACUGGCCCUGCCUCAGGUUCUGGACGCCAACCGGUGCUUCGAGCAGCAGCGCGGCUCGGCGCUGUCGCUGCAGCUGGCCGCCUACUACUACGCCCUGCAGAUAUACGCCCGCCUGCUGCCCUGCUUCAAGGACAAGAACCACACUCUGUACCAGGCCGACCCCAAGGAGCUGAUCCGAUUGGUCACCCAGCACGUGUCCUCCGGCUCCGAUUGGCCGGAGGAGCUGCAGAAGCUGAUUGGCCAGCUGCAGGUGUACAACGAGCGGCUCACGGACUUCACGCAGGCCCAGGUGCUGCAGGGUUUGGGCCGCGGCGUCGACGUGCACCGGUUCAGCUCCGACGGGGAGUACAAGAAGGAAACCAUCCUGGGCCUGACCGAGACCCUGGAUGACGGUGUGUAUCGGAUCGCUGUGUCUCUGGCGAAGCGCUACAGUGUUCCUCUGUGGGAGGUUUACAUGACUCACCUGGAGUUCCUGUUCACAGACAGCGGUCUCUCCACCAAAGACAUCGAAGCUCGCAGCGACUCUCUGCGUCUGUUCGAGACUCUCCGGGGCGACCCUCAGGCCUUCUACGGCCACAUGACCAAAUAUGUCCUUCCUACGGUGGAAGGAAGUGACCUCAGCCGCCUGCUCUAUUACUACACCUUGCUGGACGCCGCCGGCUGCGAGCCGUUCGUCGGCGCCGCCAUCAAACCCGAAUCUCACGUCAAGCUGCUGAAGAAGCUGCGAGCCGUCGCCGGUGGUCUGAACUACCGGAAGCUGACUGACGAGUCCUCCGACCCGCUCGCCGCGCUGGAGCCGGUCCUGACCAGUCAGAACGUCCUGUCCGUCUCCAAACUGGCCAAUCGGCUGCCUCGGCCCGGCGCCGGCGGAGCCACGCUAACCUCCAGCGCCGUCCACGCCGUCUGGCUGCAGAAGCUCUUCUGGAAGGGCGACCCUCAGCUGCUGAAGAGGGCGCCGCUCAGCGAGCAGGACUUCCUGCACGCCUACGACACCUGCGCCAAAUACCUGGACCGGCUGCUUCCUGCCGACGCCGUCCACUUCCUGGACAGCAUCACCUUCUCACCGGACGCAGCCGAGCAGCUGAGCGUCCAGACGAGGUCGGAGGUGAUAAAACGAGCCACCAAAGCCCUGCGACAGCUGGCCGAGAAGAGCCGGAGGAGGGACGGCGGCGCGGAGCAGGACGCCUCCGACCCGGCGGGGAUGACGUUUGACGAGGCUCUGACUCACCUGCAGCAGUCCCAGGCUCACCUGGACAGCCUGAGUCACAGCUUCAUCCAGUCGCUCAGAGACAGCCAGCAGGAGCAGCACCGCCGCUACGGUCGACUCUACGAUCUGUCCCGAUCCGACAGGGCCGGGGUUUGCCGGCUGGCCGUCACCAUGGCGACGGACGGGCAGCCUCUGGAUCUGAUUGGACAGCUGCUGUCAGUGGCCGUCGGACCGUCGGACCUGUCGGUCAGGACCGUGCUUCAGGAGGCCGUGGAGAACGUGGUGGCGGCUCUCAGCGGAGACCCGGCCGCCCUGACAAAUUACCCACAACCCCUCGGGGUGCUGGAGGCCAUGGUGACCGCCGUGCACAACAACGUGCAGACCGGCGACAGCGCCGUCACCUCCGACGACCUCCUGGCCUGGCUGCGUCCGUUCUGCGGCGACGCCUCGCUGCCGGUUCGUCCUCGCAUCGACGUGCUGCAGAUCCUGGAGGGAAACUUCAGCCUGCGAGACGCCGACGUGCUGCUGCUGCUGCUGUACAGAACGCAGGCCGUUCUCAAAGACCGAGAGGUCCAGAUCGAAGACGUGGAGAACGAAGACAAACGCUACGAUCUUUUCCAGGAGCUGCUGGAGGCGGCGCAGAAGUGGGAGGACUUCCAGCUGCUGAUGCUCCUCCUGCAGGCGUGGCCUCCAAUGAUGAAACAGGAAGUGGCGGCGUCGGAGCGUAACCCCUGGGUGCUGCUCGCCUUGGCCCUGCUGACCCGCUGCCAGGGGUCGGAGGUGGAUCUGGGUCAGCAGGUCGUCGCCAUGGUGAGGUCGCUGUACGGCACCAAGCACAAGCUGCCCGCUCAGGACUCGGCGUCUCGCUGCGACGGCGAGCUGCUGUCGCUGCUGCUGGAUGCCGGGCUGCUGGUGGGCUGCGUGGCGUCGCCGCUCUACCCGCCGCUCAGCCUCCACCUGCUGCAGCACCAGCAGGACGGCGGCUGGGACGUGGAGGCGGCGGCGGCCCGGCUGGCGGAGGCCGGACACCGGGCCGAGGCCGGGUCGCUGCUGCUGGCCCACCGGGGAGCCCACCCAGGACUCACCACCUUCACCUCGGCGCUGGCCGUCCUCAAGAAGUGGCUGUGAAGGAAGCAGCUGCAGGAGGACGAGGAGUCAGAGUCAACAUGUGAAGGAGGCACUUCUAAGCUCAGAUCUGAAACCAGCUUUUAACCCUCUGAACCUAAAAACCACCAGAAGUCCUGCAUGAAUCAGCCAGAAACCUUAAAAACACAAAGAACUGUUGGAUUGUUAGGGUUCUGAUGGACCUUUAUGAUCCAACGUUCUGGUUUUUGUGAUAGUUUCAAACCAGAUUCUGUAAAAACUGAGAAAUUCUGCCCUCGUAGCGCCGACGCCCGUUAGUGGAUCAGACUGUCUCGUUAAGGAGCCAAACCUUCAUGUUUUUAUUAGUUAAACUCUCAGAACACCAAAAUAUCUCAUCUGAGGUCUGAAACACAGACAGAAACGUCAGGUUUCUACGUCUCUGUUGGACCUUGAGCUGCUUUUGUGACGUCCUGUUGACUAAAUGAACCAGAAUUCAGAUUCUUCUUUAACAACAACUUCUUUCUUUUGGGUCUGAUUCAAAAAUUCUCCAAAAAUAAAUCGUUAAAAAGGUUCCAGUCAAAACAUUUCAAUCAUCUCCUCGUUUGUCUUGUUAAAGAAAAAAACAUGUUUUUGAUUAUUUUGACUCUCGAGUGAAAUUUUCUUUUUAGCAAAAUCCCCAAAAUGACAGAAGCGACGUCGGACUUUCAGCUUCCUGACAGCCGAUAAAUGUUUGUUUAUUCAGGAAAUACAAUCAGAUUUAAGCUUGAAAUGAGGAUAUUUUAUCAAAAGCACUAAAUUCUGCUAAGUGUUUCUAAAAAUUCUACAGAAAUAAAUAAUUUGCUUUAAAACAUCCUGUCAUCCUCGGGCUGACAGUGUCAAUGUUUUCAGUUUUUGUAGACGCUUGUCUCACUGGACGGCUAAACAAAACAUAUUUCUGACGACUUCCUGGUUUGUUUUUGAUUUGAACGGCAUUUUUUCUCCUUAAACAGAAUCAAAAAUAGAAGAUUUUAUCACCAAAAACCUGCAUAAGGUCAAAGAAUCUUCAGAAGUUUAAUCAAAUCUGAGCUUAAAAUUCAAACUUGACUUUCAAAAUCACUUUAUUCUGCAAAAAGUCACCUAAAAUAUGUGAUUAGCUCGAACCAGAUUCUGUUAAAGAUAAAAAUAAAACUGUUACUGACGAGCAAAGCGACACGGAAACUAAUCAACCUGCAGAUAUGAAACAUGAGGAGCCUCCAGGUUUCUGUCGGUAACAUCUGUCGGCUCCUGUUUGCUUCAGUUUCUGUUCAACGGUUAAUCCAAUAAAUCCUCCUUUAGUUUCUCUUCUCUCUGGUUUCCGUCGUUCUGAGUUCUGUCUCGUCCUUCGUGUGGUUCUGAGCUGCAGGAUUUUAUCAAACGAGCGUCUGAAGCUCUUCGUCGGGGUUCAGAGGGUUAAAACAGAAACAUCUGCUGCUCGUGAACACGUGAAUCCAGAUGUGACGGUUUUUGCUUCCUGCUAAUAACCUCUAAUUAAGUCAAAUUAACGAGUUGUGCAGCUGCUGAUAAUGGUGAUGAUGAUGAUGAUGAUGAUGAAGAGUAGACACGUUUCACUAAAACA